AUGUAUAGCCCUUAUCAUAGGCGUCCCUUGCCUGAUUACAUUUUUGCAUCGCCACUAGUAGCUCUUCUAUAUCCUUUCCACCAACUUCUUCUUCGUCUUCGGGGUCCUCCGCGUCUGCCAUCUCCAGCCCAACCGAUCCGUGUUGUUUGCAUCUCCGAUACCCACACCCUCGAAUGGCCAGAUGUACCAGAUGGCGACCUGCUAAUUCAUGCCGGUGAUCUCGCAAAUGAUGGUUCAGUCGUGAUCUGCGGCAACCACGAUAGCUACUUCGAUGCGCGGUCGCGUUGCGACGAGGACCGCGACGAGAACGUUUCAUUCGCGAAUGUGUCCUCAUUGACCGCUUCAAUCCGGUCACUGGAUGAUUUGAACGCUGCGUCGCGUAUCGACUGGGGCGAGAUUCAUUACCUCCAACACUCCUCUGUCGAACUCUCCUUUCCUACAACCUUAGACGCAUCCUCAGACACUCCACUCACGAGCUCCAACUCUCGGUCCUUGACAAUCUAUGGCGCGCCUCAAAUACCGGCACUUGUGCCCUUCGGCCCUGAACAUGCUUUCACAUACCCUCCACACCACGACGCCUGGUCCCGCACCAUUCCCCCGGAAACAGACAUCCUCGUCACCCACACGCCCCCACAAGCCCACCUCGAUUUGUCCCCAGUCUACUCAACCGGCUGUCCAAAUCUCCUCGCUGAGAUAUGGCGUGUCCGCCCAAUCCUCCACGUCUUCGGCCACAUCCAUGAGUCUGCCGGUUCCGAGCCCGUCUUCUGGGACGAAGCCCAGCGCGCCUGGGAACGACUUUGCACAUCACGUCGCCCACGCGCUCAACAUGGUCGUUUCAUGACACUGUUCGGGUUCUUGCGUGAUCUUUUCGAUCCCUCGGGGUGGGCGGAUGCAGCUAGAGUCUUGAUAUAUGGUGUGAUCGGUGUCGUCUGGGCGCAGGUCUGGGGAGGCGAGGCUAGAGGUAGCUGGAUGGUGAAUGCUGCAUGCAUGUACCGUGCCAGUGGGAAGCUAGGCAACGCGCCUCAGGUGAUCUCUUUGUGA
Molecule: messenger RNA, 1041 nt
Organism: Penicillium maclennaniae
Lineage: Eukaryota; Fungi; Ascomycota; Eurotiomycetes; Eurotiales; Aspergillaceae
Exons: 2
Coding region: 1-1041 (346 amino acids)
Source: RefSeq, a predicted model, not a curated record